ACACACACACACACACACACACACACACACACACACACACACACAGAGAGAGCUCAUCUGAUGACGUGUGCCGCCGCUCGGUCGCUUCGCUCAGCUGUGUGAGAGGAUGGCGGACCAGAACAGGCAAAUCAAACUCGCCGCAGCCAAGAAAAAGCUGAAGGAGUUUCAACAGAAGACCACCCCAUCCACAGGAAGUGCUGGACCAAAGAAGAAGAGGAAGGUUAAAGGAGGAGAUCAGCUGGACGCAGCGGUGGACAGACACUCGCCGGACAAUAUUGAGAAUAUUCUCAAAGUUAUGGUGUCUGAUCUUAGUCUGACGAAUGGAGUGUCUCAGCCUCCAUUAGUCAACGACAGCCAGGAUGAUGUGGAUGCGGUGAUCCGGGUCUCUCAGGAGCUGGAGGAGAGCGCCGCUGAGCCCGUCUUUAACCCCGCUUCUGCUCUUAACUCUGAGUGUGUGGCUGAUAGCGCUGAGCUGCAGCAGAAGUACGCAGCGGAUGCAAACGGCGAUGAACACGCUCUGGAAGAUAACAGGCCGCUGUCGUCCACCGAGAGCCUGAGACAGAUUUCCCAGCAGCUCAAUGGCCUGCUGUCUGAGUCAUCAACAUACAUCAAUGGAGACAGCGGCCCGCCGGCGGUCGGUGAGAAGGAGCUGGAGACUCGUAACCAGGAUCUGGCAGCGGCUCUGGACUCCAGCACACACACAAACGCCCAGCUCACGACCAAACUAGAGACACUGACGAAGCAGUCUCAGGAGCUUUCUGAUCAACUACAGAAGGAACGGAAAGAGUUUGAGCAGAAGUUCACAAAGGAGCAGGGAGCGAUGCGAGAACAGCUGCAGGUUCACAUUCAGACCAUCGGCAUCCUGGUGUCUGAGAAAUCAGAGCUACAGACGGCCCUGUCCUACACACAGCAGGCCGCGCGACAGAAGUCAGCGGAGGCAGAAGAUCUGAGCUCGCGGCUGCUGGCCGGUAAACAGCGAGUGUCGGAGUUAGAGAGGACACUAUCUUCAGUCUCUACACAACAGAAGAUGUUCGAGAAGCAUAAUAAAGAGCUUGAGAAAGAGCGAGACAGUCUGCGAUUAGAGGUCCUCAGGUUUAGUAACGCGAGCGAGGAGUCCAGGCAGCAGAGCUCGGAGCUGUCUGAGCAGCUCAAGCUGAGAGUCCGUGAGAACAGCGGCCUGAAGCAGGAGGUGGACGAGCUCCGGAGGCGGCUGGAGAUGGCCGACAGCAUGCUGCAGCAGUUCUCCAGUCAGUCCGGUCCUCCGUCUGAGCACCAGCAGGUUCAGCUGCUCCUGGACGAGAAGCACCAGAUGGAGACUCACGCGGCUCAGCUGAUGGAGUCGGUCGCUCAGCUCCAGGUGGAGAGAGAUCAGUACGCUGUACAGAUUCAGGAGGAGGGACGCGUGUGGAAGGACAAAACAGAGCAGCUUCUGUCUCAGGUGCGUCUGAUGUCAGAGGAGCGGGACAGCACUGCCGCUCAGAUUCAGGAGCUUCAGGAGAAGAUCACAGAGCUGGAGAGCGCUGCAGCUCUGAUGAGUAAAGAGCAGGAGCCUCAGGCCGUGUCACAGACCCCGGGCCCUUCAGAAAGCGAACUGGCCCUUCAGGAAACCAUCAGCAGCCUUCAGCAGGAGAGAGACGCUCUCAGUCUGCAGUACCAAGCACAGGUGCGAGACAAUGAGCAGCUGAGCCGGCUGGUGCAGGAACAGGAAGUGAGGCUGGAAGAACUGGAGAGACAGGCGGAGCGGGCCGCCGGCGAGGCUCAGGAUCGGCUGCGGAUUCUGGAGGACGUCCAGAGCGACAAGGCCACCAUCAGCAGAGCCCUGGCCCAGAACAGAGACCUCAAAGACCAGCUGGCCGAGCUCCAGAACGGCUUCGUCAAGCUGACCAACGAGAACAUGGAGCUGACCAGCGCUCUGCAGUCCGAGCAGCACAUCAAGAAGGAGAUCGCUCGUAAGAUCGCUCAGCUGCAGGAAGACCUGCACAACGCCAAAGAACAGCUGCAGGAGAGGUCUGCAGAGCUGGCGUCUGCGCAGGAGCUGCGGGAUCAGUACCUCUCUCACCUGCAGCAGUACACGGCUGGGUACCAGCAGCUGGUGACGGAGCGAGAGCAUCUUCAGCAUCAGUUCCUGCAGCAGGUGCAGCUGAUGGACCGCCUGCAGCACGACGAGGUGCAGGGCAAAGUUCAGCUGGAGCAGAGCCACGUUCAGCUGCAGGAGGCGCAGGAGAAGCUGAAGCAGCUGGCCAGAGAUAACGAGGAGCUGAAGACGGAGGUGCAGGAGCUGCUGAACAGCUCUCACAGAGACGACGGUGACGGCCUGGAGAGUCACUCUCUCCCGGAGAGCUUCCAGAAGUCACACGUCGUCAUCCCCGAGGACUUCGAGAGCAGAGAAGAGAUGGAGGAGUUCAUUCACUCCGCUCUGUCGCGUCUGGAGGAAGAGAGAGAUGAGAUGAGCCGGCGCUUCGAGGAGGAGAGGAGACUUCAUCACGCCGUCCGACAGCAGAUGACGGCCAUGAGCCACGAGCAUCAUCACCACCAUCAUCAUCCUCAUCCUCACAGCGCAGGAGGCUCUGACGGGGUUCCUGUGGAGGUUCACGAGGCUCUGCGGGUGGCUAUGGAGAAGCUCCAGGAGCGUUUCACGUCGCUGAUGCAGGAGAAGGUGGAUCUGAAGGAGCGUGUGGAGGAGCUGGAGCACCGCUGCAUUCAGCUCUCAGGAGAAACAGACACCAUCGGAGAAUACAUCGCGCUGUAUCAGAACCAGAGAGCCAUCAUGAAACAAAGACACUAUGAGAAGGAGCAGUACAUCAACAUGCUGGCCAAAGACAAGGAGGAGAUGAAGACGAAGCUAGCGGAGCUGCAGGAUCUGGUCAUGCGUCUGGUGGGCGAGCGGAACGAGUGGUACAGCAGAUACAUGAGCGCCGUCGGUCACCCUGACCUCCUGACCUCUGGAGGAGAGCAGCUCCAUCCCACUGACGAACACACGGACAGCCCAGCCGUUCUGGACCUGAGCACAGCGGUGGAGGCUUCUUCAGCUCCUCAGUCCAGCACGGACCCUCAGAGUCAAUCCCAGAGUCCCGAGAGGCCUGGGCCCGCUCCGGACGGCCCGUCCCUGAGGCCCAAAGAGGACGGCACGGCCCGCCAGAUCAUGCAGCUCCUGCAGGAGAUCCAGAACCCUCAGGCCAGGCCCGCUCCCUUCCUGGGGGAAAACCCCUGCAUCCCGUUCUUCUACCGGCCGGACGAGCACGACGAGGUCAAGAUCCUGGUGGUCUGAGAGCUCUCCCGCUCGGCUGCCGACGAAACGGACUUUGCGUGUUAAAUGGGUUUCCCCUCUCUGUGUCUCUGGUCUCUGCAGCGGAUGAGAGAGAUUCGUUUGGGUUGUGUGUAAACCGGUUAUCAUACUUUCGCUGCUCUGUCUUUUCCUUCACCCGUUUGUCCUCCUCACUUUAUCAAGCCAGUGCAAUAGACGGAUCAGUGAUUCAUAUCGGUGAGCUCGCACACUACCUAGGGCGCACUGAAGAGUAAUAUUGAUAUGAUGCAGCAGGUCUGAGACGAUCGAGUGUUUUCUGAGAGAACCGGAUGACGAGGUGUUUGUUCGUUUGCAGAGCACGUAGGGCACAGUAUUGAGGAAGACGUUAAAUAAUUUGAUCCUAAAGUGCUUAGAGUUAAGGUUAGAAUCGAGCCGAGAGCGUUCAGGACACGAGGACACGCUUUUUCUUUUCCAAUCGGGGGUUUAUUGAAAGAUGUAACGAUAAUUUAAUCCCUUCAGCCCCUUGUGUGUGUGUGUGUGUGUGUGUUUUUUCCGGAGCGCGUGACGUCGAAGCUCUCGAGAUGUUAGCGAUUGAUUGUUGUAGCUAACUCUAUGACGCUAGCGUCCGUCGGCCGAGAGUUUGGUGGCGAUUGCUGUACAUACGUCGGAGAAAACGAUCGGCGAGCUCGUUCGUAAACGUCUCAUCGGAUUCGGCAACACGUUCUGCGAAGGCAAAGCUCCGCUUCGCGUCUUGUUUUCGUAAGUAAACGUACACCUUUCGACGAGCGCCGCGCAUCAUUCUCUUUAGCAGGGCAUGCAUAUUAAUCUACGGAUAUUUACGCGAACAUUGAGCGGUUGUGCGUUGCUCUCCGAUGCUUCGUAGAAAGUGUUGCCGUGUCUCGUGUGUGUGUUUCUAACUGGAAGCGAGUGCUGCGUCUGGCCUGCCGUCUCUGUCCGUGCUCUCCGCGUAUGAAUAUUUUUUUCCCGGUGAAUGUUUCGGGCAUGGGCGUGUAAAUAGUGUAACUGUGUAUCAUACUGUAUAUUGAGCGAGGAAGGCUUGCGUUUGCCUGCUGAAGAUGAGUCUGGUGCGGAGAGAGGACGGGAUGCUCGUGUGCUUUCAUACUACGGCUGAACUAAAGGAGAAGUCUAUUUAUUUGGGAUAAUUACACACUAAUCUGUUUUAAUCUAGACCGAUGGAACACAAUGAAGGAAUAAUGAGUAGUUUGAGCAGAAAUACUUCUGUGAUGAUUUUCCUCCUAAAUAAACCUGAUUGAGCAAAAA
This is a messenger RNA of Puntigrus tetrazona (Sumatra barb), 4525 nucleotides long. RefSeq names its product golgin A2 (gene golga2). Gene Ontology annotation, molecular function: protein binding. The transcript is spliced from 28 exons. The record is from RefSeq and is a predicted model, not a curated record. Bases 107 to 3268 code for a protein of 1053 amino acids. Lineage: Eukaryota; Metazoa; Chordata; Actinopteri; Cypriniformes; Cyprinidae. Gene Ontology annotation, cellular component: cis-Golgi network; Golgi cis cisterna; Golgi cisterna membrane. Gene Ontology annotation, biological process: Golgi organization.